UUGAGAUUAUAUUGUUAUCGUGCAAAUUGUAAUGUAUGGUAGGCUAUAUUGAUUCUGUAAACAAUAUAAACUUAUUUAUCGGAUAUGUCUACAAAUGUUGCAAUGCGUAGGCUGUCAACAUUAGACUAGGUGAGACAAUGUUAGGAAGAAAUAUCAUACGCUCUGUCUCGAGCCUGCAGCGCUCUGUUGGCUUGGUGCGUUGUCCUUUCUCCGAUAACCAUGUUAAAGGAAAUGUUAACCAUGCGUUAUCAGACCGAUUGCGAAAAUAAAACAUUGAUUGCUCUCUGAUGGACAGACAUAUUUAUUUUUUUACACAAAUAACUUAGCCUAGACUUCAAACUUUACGUGUUUUUGCGUAUAUUUCAAUUUAGUUUACAAAUACAUUUAUAAUGCAAUGCAUUGAUAGGUGAGGUCAAAAUGAAACUAAAUCAAUAGUUUUUUUUAGAACGUUAACAACUAAUUCGAAUGUUCUACCCUGUUCAUAAUUUGAUGUAAUAAUUGUGUUAUGCAGUUUGAUUUACAGUCUUUUUGUAGUUGCGCGUAGGCUAUUUGACUUCAGAGCCCACUCCGCUCUAUAUCCUCAUUUCGCAGACAGAGAGAAAAGAGAAAGAAUGUUGUCCCUUGCAAUGUGUAGACCUAUGUGUUUCUAACUUGUAUCUAGUCUAACUUGUAUCUAGUCAGACACACUAAUGGUGCGCAGGUCAGCUGUUUGUUCACCAGCACCCACCCGCAAUUGCUAAUAACCCAUCUGCAACCGCCUGACUAGGCCUAUACAGUGUAUUUGAAAAGUAUUCAGAACCCAUUGAUUUCCACAUAUUGUUAUGUUACAGCCUUCUUCUAAAAUGUAUUAAAUCGUUUUUUUUCUCAUCAAUCUACACACAAUACCCAUAAUACCAAAGUGAAAGCAGGUUUUUAGAAAUGUUGAAAUGCAAACUGAAAAUAAACAUUUACAUAAGUAUACAGUUCCCUUUACUCAGUACUUCUUGAAGCACUGUUGGGAGCGAUUACAGCCUUGAGUCUUCUUGAGUAUGACCCUACAAGCUUGGCACACCUGUAUUUGGGGAGUUUCUCCCAUUCUUCUCUGCAGAUCCUCUCAAGCUCUGCCAGGUUGGAUGGGGAGCGUCGCUGCACAGCUAUGUUCAGGUCUCUCCAGAAAUGUUAUAUCGGGUCCAAGUCUGGGCUCUGGUUGGGACACUCAAGGACAUUCAGAGACUUGUCCCAAAGCCACUCAUGCGUGUGUGGCCGUGUGCUUAGGGUCAUUGUUCUGUUGGAAGGUGAACCUUCGCCCCAGUCUGUCCUGAGUGCUCAGGAGCAGGUUUUCAUCAAGGAACUCUCUGUACUUUGGUCUGUUCAUCUGUCCCCUGAUCCUAACUAGUCUCCCAAUCCCUGCCACUGAAAAACAUCCCCACAGCAUGAUGCUGCGACCACCGUGCUUCACCAUAGGGAUGGUGCCAGGUUUCCUCCAGAUGUGACGCUUGGCAUUCAGGCUAAAGAGUUAAAUCUUGGUUUCAUCAGACCAGAGAAUCUUGUUUAUCAUGGUCUGAGAGUCCUUUAGGUGCCUUUUGGCAAACUCCAAGCGGGCUGUCAUGUGCCUUUUACUGAGGAGUGGCUUCCGUCUGGCCACUCUACUAUAAAGGCCUGAUUGGUGGAGUGCUGCAGAGAUGGUUGUCCUUCUGGAAGGUUCUCCUAUCUCCACGGAUUAACUCUGGAGCUCUGUUAGAGUGACCAUUGGGUUUUUGUUCCCCUCCCUGACAAAGGCCCUCCUCCCCCGAUUGCUCAGUUUGGCCGGGUGGCCAGCUCUAGGAAGAGUCUUGGUGGUUCCAAACUUCUUCAAUUUAAGAAUUAUGGCGGCCACUGUGUUCUUGGGGACCUUCAAUGCUGCAGAACAUUUUUAGUACCCUACAUUUCUAAUACCCUCGACACAAGCCUGUCUCCGAGCUCUACGGACAAUUCCUUUGACCUCAUGCCUUGGUUUUUGCUAUGACAUGCACUGUCAACUGUUAGACCUUAUAUAUACAUACACAUGUGUGCCUUUCCAAAUCAUGUCCAAUCAAUUGAAUGUAACACAGAUGGACUCCAAUCAAGUUGUAGAAACAUCUCAAGGAUGUUCAAUGGAAACGGGUAACUGCGCUCAGUUUCGAGUCUCAUAGCAAAGUGUUUGAAUACUAUUUCUGGUAUUUCUGUGUUUUUUCUUUUUAAUAAAUGUGCUAAAAUGUCUAAAAACCUGUUUUUGAUUUGUUAUUAUGGGGUCUUGUGUGUAGAUUGAUUAUAUAUAUAUUUUGUUAAUACAUUUUAGAGUAAGGCUGCAUCGUAACAAAAUGUGGAAAAAGUCAAGGGGUCUGAAUACUUUCUGAAUGCACUGUAUGUGAUAAAGUGAAAAUUGGAGGAUUUUCCCUAAUUUAGAUGUUUCUGCUUAUAAUCUCUGACAUUUUUGGAGGCUAUUUGUUAGUCAACUUGUCUACAAUUAGAUACAUACAGGUUCUCUUCUGUCAUAUGUUGCCAUAGAAAACUAAAUGAACCCUUGUUCACCAGAAUAAUGUCAUAAAUUAUAGAAUUAAUGCUUCAAUUUAGUUGACAUCAGUUAAGUUUUCUCUGUGGUCUGCUUAUUUCGGGGAGCAAAGACGUUUAGGGAUUGGAGAGAAAAUGCAAUAGGUUAUAGACCUACAGUCAGUUUCCAUUUAACCCAUCUGAACAGUAGGCUACAGUUCACUUGCCAUGCCAUAGGCCUAUUUGAAGUCGUGUCUUGUGACUGUCUAAUUUGCACAAUGCCUCACAAUCAUCACACAUAACAUACACUCUUAGAAUUUGUAUGACAUUUUUUAACACAUCCUUAUGUCUAGCUUUGGACGGUAUGUGUUACUUUAAACACAAUCACUGUGAUUUGUGUACAUUUCAUGUACAUUUUUCAACACAAUUUGUGUCAAUUCCUGCAAAUAAUGUGUUAAAAGCUGAAAAACAUACAACACACCCUAGAUGUUAUAUUAUUGACCAAUCGAAUUGUGGAUCCGAAGUCAUCAUGCAUCUACGCUGUGGCCUCACACCCUGGCCUUCAGACAUCUUGAAAAGGGAAGUGACAACUGACAACCUGCAGUGGGCCUCAGCCUGCCAGCACAAGAAAUAUGAAACAUGAAACAAGAUGAACCACCGUGUGACCUCAAUCAUCCUGUGACAUCACACCGACACUGAGACAUCAAACCAACACUGAGACGGUCAGGUGGGUGGAAGGACACCGAGCAGGGGCUAUGAACUCAAACAGCACAGCUUUGCUCUGAGGAGGAAUCAAGUGCCUUGUAGAUGAUCUGGAUUUCAUUUAGCUUCCUGCUACUACAGUCAAAUAAUAAGAGGCAUUCUUCUUUGUCAUCCUGGUUUGUGUUGCAGUACACAAAAACAGCCAGUUACAUCAAAGGGUUACAAGCACCGUUUCACUUGUUUAUGCAAGAGGAUAAUAAUUGAGCACAUUCUCUCCCUUCUCCUGAAACUAUAAGCACCUAGCCUUGUGAAACCAGCCUAUUCUCGUGAUUGCUCGUGAUUGCUACUAUAAAGGACCCAUAAUAACAAUCCAUAACAAAAUGGAGACUCGAUCUCUCUCGCAGGACUCCAUCUUGGAGUGUCAGAUCUGUUUUAACUACUACAGCCCGCGAAGGAGGCCCAAGCUGCUGGACUGCAGACACACGUGCUGCUCUGUGUGCCUGACCCAGAUGCGGUCCAGCCAGAAAGAGAUCCGCUGCCCCUGGUGCCGUGGCGUCACCAAACUCCCCGCCGGCCUCUCCGUCUCCCAGCUCCCCGAUGACCCUGACAUCAUUACCGUCAUCACCAUCCCGCACGCCUCCGAGCACACGCCCGUCUUCAUCCGCCUGCCUAGCAAUGGCUGCUACAUGCUGCCCCUGCCCGCCGCUAAGGAGAGGGCGCUGCUGCCUGGCGAACUGGGCUGCCGGUUCCUGCCAGGUGGCAGCGGGCAGCAGAAGGUGGAUGUGGCGGUGGUGGCCAUGCCUGAGCUGCAGCCCCUGGGGAUGACUCUCGACGGCCUGGAGGAGGCAGAGAGGAGGGGAGCCGGGGGAGGAGGUGGUGGAGGGGGGAAGGGCUCCACGUGGUCCGGGGUAUGUACAGUGAUCCUGGUAGCCUGUGUCCUGCUCUUUCUCCUGGGUAUCGUGCUCCACAACAUGUCCUGCAUCUCCAAACGUUUUACUGUCAUCUCCUGUGGCUGAGGGGAGGGGCCAGACAUUAUGUCAAUCACCAUGUUUCCUCCCACUCCCCCCUGCUGUAGCUCCACCACCCUCCUCAGCCUGGAUUAUGAUGAGGAUAAAGGAUUUUAUACCUAUCAUAGAUGGUCAAGAAAACAACAAACAGACCGAGACAGAGAGAGAGGGGGUUGCUACAAAUAAACUGGGGACUGAAACUCAUUUUCUCCUAUUAUUGAUUUGGAGAUAUUCUGAAGACACAAAACACACACCCCUCUACUCCCCAAACCCAAUUACACUGCCC
Messenger RNA from Oncorhynchus nerka (sockeye salmon), 4482 nucleotides. RefSeq names its product E3 ubiquitin-protein ligase RNF152-like. Gene Ontology annotation, biological process: positive regulation of autophagy; negative regulation of TORC1 signaling; apoptotic process. Gene Ontology annotation, cellular component: lysosome. Gene Ontology annotation, molecular function: ubiquitin protein ligase activity. Lineage: Eukaryota; Metazoa; Chordata; Actinopteri; Salmoniformes; Salmonidae. The record is from RefSeq and is a predicted model, not a curated record. The transcript is spliced from 2 exons. Bases 3570 to 4205 code for a protein of 211 amino acids.